This is a messenger RNA of Culicoides brevitarsis, 2207 nucleotides long. RefSeq names its product protein sly1 homolog (gene Slh). Gene Ontology annotation, molecular function: syntaxin binding. Bases 113 to 2005 code for a protein of 630 amino acids. Gene Ontology annotation, biological process: intracellular protein transport; endoplasmic reticulum to Golgi vesicle-mediated transport. The record is from RefSeq and is a predicted model, not a curated record. NCBI's taxonomy places the organism in Eukaryota, Metazoa, Arthropoda, Insecta, Diptera, Ceratopogonidae. Gene Ontology annotation, cellular component: cytosol; Golgi membrane. The transcript is spliced from 6 exons.
AAUUUUCAUAAAUUGAACAUCAACAAACGAGAAAAUUCACCGAUUUUCGCGAUUAAAUUGCCGUGAAAAUCCGUAAAAUUUGCUGAAAAAACCCGAAGGACCUCCUUUCACGAUGGCAACUCUAAAGGAGCGACAGAUAAAUGCAAUUAAGCAGAUGUUGAACCUGAAUCAGCCCAUAACAAAGGGACUUGCUGCCGAGCCUGUGUGGAAAAUCCUCAUUUAUGAUCGUGUCGGACAGGAUAUCAUCUCGCCCAUCUUGCCUAUUCGUGAUUUACGGGAAAUGGGCAUCACCUUGCAUAUUCAACUCCAUUCUGAUCGCGAUGCAAUCCCGGAUGUGCCUGCAAUUUACUUUUGCGCCCCGACGGAAGAGAAUUUGGGUCGAAUCGCGCAAGAUUUCCAAAAUGGCUUGUACGACGAGUACCAUUUGAACUUCAUUUCGCCGAUUUCGCGUCAAAAAUUGGAAGAACUUGCGGCGGCGGCACUCCAAGCGAACUGCGUUGCCAACAUUCACAAAGUUUACGACCAAUAUGUGAACUUUAUCACGUUGGAGGACGACAUGUUUAUCCUGAAACAUCAAAAUAGCGACGACUUGUCGUACUAUUCGAUCAAUCGUGCCAACACCCGAGACGAGGAAAUGGAACGAAUCAUGGACUCGAUCGUCAAUAGUUUAUUUUCGGUCUUUGUUACGCUCGGAAAUGUCCCGAUAAUUCGUUGUCCGAAGAACACGGCGGCGGAAAUGGUCGCUCGCAAGCUCGAAAAGAAAAUUCGCGAGAAUUUAUGGGAUGCCAGGAACAAUUUAUUCCAUCUGGAAGCCACACAAACGGGCGCUUUUAGCUUCCAACGAGCUUGUUUGAUCAUUUUGGACCGAAAUAUCGACAUGGCAACGCCACUGCAUCACACAUGGACAUACCAAGCACUCGCCCAUGACGUCUUAAACCUUUCGCUGAACCGCGUAGUUGUCGAGGAUGACGACGCCAAAGGAGGCGCAAAGGCAAAAUCCAAAAUUUGUGACUUGGAUUCGCGUGACAGGUUCUGGAGUUCACACAAAGGAAGCCCUUUUCCGACUGUCGCAGAGGCAAUUCAAGAGGAACUCGAAACUUAUCGAAAUUCCGAGGAAGAAAUUAAAAAGUUGAAGACCUCGAUGGGCAUCGGGGAUGGUGACAAUGAAACAGCUGCCUUUUCGAUGGUGAAUGACAACACGGCACGUCUCACAAACGCGGUUCACUCGUUGCCGCAACUCAUGGAAAUGAAACGUCUCAUCGAUAUGCACACAAAAGUCGCCACAAACAUCUUGAAUUUCAUCAAGGCACGUCGAUUAGAUUCAUUUUUCGAGAUGGAGGAGAAGAUUAUGUCGAAAAGUGUGCUUGACAGGGCGUUGCAAGACCUCCUUCAGGAUCAGGAAUUCGGCGGACCGGAAGAUAAAAUGAGACUUUUCAUCAUUUAUUACAUUUGCACGGCAGUUUCGGACUCGGAAUAUCGGAAAUUUGAGAAAAUUUUGACAGAAGCAGGAUGUGACUUGUCUCCGCUUCCUUACAUUCAACGAUGGAAGAGCAUUCAUCGGUCAAUGAACGUGAACCAAUAUGAAGGAAGUGGCACGAAAACCGUUAAUAUGUUCUCAAAAUUAGUCUCUCAAGGUUCCUCUUUCGUCAUGGAAGGUGUCAAAAAUUUAGUUGUUAAGAGACAUAACUUGCCUGUUACAAAAAUCACGGAACAACUUAUGGAAUGCAAAAGUGGCGGAGACACCGACGACUACUUGUAUAUCGAUCCAAAGUUAUUAAAAGGCGGCGAUGUCGCUCCCAAAAAUCGUCCUCCAUUCCAAGAUGCUGUCGUUUUUGUCGUGGGCGGUGGCAAUUAUAUCGAAUAUCAGAAUUUAGUUGACUUUACGAAGCAAAAAAGUACACAAACAAGCACGAAACGAAUAGUCUACGGCGCAUCGACCUUGAACAAUGCGAGUCAAUUCUUGAAGCAACUUUCCUUGCUGGGACAGGAGAUCAAGGACACCUAACGCGGGCCUUCUGUUAUCAUAAAUUAGCAUUUCUAAGUACUUUGUAUCGGUUUUCAUGUUACAUUCGACUUUUAAUUAAAAAAAUUUGUAUCGCAUAGCACUUUACUGUUAAAAAAAAUAUUUCUGGAUUAUUUUAUUUUUAUUAUAAUUUUUAAAAAAAUGCAAUAUAAUAUACUUUAUAUAUAUACUUUUUGAUUGAAUA